Molecule: messenger RNA, 903 nt
Organism: Cylindrotheca closterium
Lineage: Eukaryota; Bacillariophyta; Bacillariophyceae; Bacillariales; Bacillariaceae
Source: the annotation of a GenBank genome assembly
AUGAAAAGUAGUUCACCAGGACCUACUCGUCGCACAGAUGACGGUGACGAUUCACCGGAUAGCCCCAAAUCCCGUAAGCAGUCCAAGGAUUUUUCUCACAACAACCAAAAUGCGAAUUCUCCAAUACACAAGCUGAACGCUAUUGAAGAGCAAGUCGACAUUGACGCAUCAGAAGGUAUGGAGCAAUCCCUUGAUACGGUACAAUCCCUCGAUGAUGAUAGGAUUGAGCAGGCACCAGAGACGGACAAUAAUAGAGUAUUAUUCUCGGAAAAAGAUGAAGCAGUCUCGUCUCCCCACAAAACAAACUCGACGGCCCACAACUCUGGUGCAUCAGACGACGAUGACGGCACGGUGGUCCAAGAGAACCAGAGCGAAAGCGACAUGAAGAAGAGGGACUUGCUAUUCUUGAAAAUUGUCCUCGGCAUCCUUUUGCUACUGUUAUUGGUCGCUGGCAUUUUUCUGGUCUACUUUUUCAAGCAACCAACCUCCACGGAGGAAAAGCUGAAAGAACUCGGCUAUCCGUAUCGCAAAGACAUGAAAAGUGGUUGGCUCUUUGACGCAAGUAGAGAUACUGGGAGCACAUCCUACACACACUACAACACAGACGAGCUUGCCAGGGAAGGUCUCGGUGCUAACGAAGUGGACUGUGCCUCAAAAUGUGCCAGCGAGGGUGCCUUUGCUGGUGCAUGGAACACCUAUUACCAAGAUUGUUGGUGCUUUUUGGAUGUGCCGAAUUCCAAUUACUGUUUUGAAAGAUGCAUUAUUGAAGAAGGUAUUGAAUUCUCUUCCAUUCGCCUGCAAUCAUCCUUUGAAUGGUGUCCACAAUCAUUCUGCGAUGUAUUUGACGCCAAAGCCUAUUGCGACUUUCGACCGAAGCAAAAUGUUACCGACUGUCGCGAAUAA